Molecule: messenger RNA, 918 nt
Organism: Penicillium psychrosexuale
Lineage: Eukaryota; Fungi; Ascomycota; Eurotiomycetes; Eurotiales; Aspergillaceae
Product: DUF3429 domain-containing protein
Exons: 4
Coding region: 1-918 (305 amino acids)
Source: RefSeq, a predicted model, not a curated record
AUGUACCGCAACGCCGCCGCCCGCUCCGCGCUCCGCGCAUUCUCGAGCUCCAAUGCCUCCGUGGCUCGCUCCGCUCUGAGCAAGCAGAUCUGCAAGGCCCAGAUGACCUCGUCGGCCCGCAGUCUGCUCCGUCCCUCCGUCUCGUGCUUCGCGCUCGCCGCCCACAAGCCCGUUACCACCGCUCUUGUGCGCUACUCGUCUUCUGCGGCUAAGGAGCACGAUGAUGAUGAUGUUGAUGUUAUGGCGGGUAUGAAGUCCGAGGCUAAAGUUAUCAAGGAUACCUUCAGCUUGAGUGAGGUCCCCAAGGAGGCCCUCUACCUCGGUAUGGCCGGUGUCGUCCCCUAUCUGGCCACCUCUCUGCAGACCGUCUUCCUCUCCUACGAGAUCAACCGCGCUGCCGCUGUUGGCGAAGGUCUGAUCUUCUCUGGCGAGAGUGCUGAGCUGAUGCUGCACAUGCUCGAGCCUGUCCAGAUCGGAUACGGUGCCGUCAUCCUUUCUUUCCUCGGUGCCAUUCACUGGGGUCUUGAAUGGGCUGGCUACGGCGGUAAGUUCGGUUACCGCCGCUACGCCGCCGGUGUGAUCGCCCCCGCUGUGGCCUGGCCUACUCUGCUGCUCCCCGUCGAGUACGCUCUGAUCAGCCAGUUCCUCGCUUUCACCUUCCUGUACUACAACGACGCGCGUGCUUCCGCCGCUGGCCGUGCUCCUCACUGGUACGGCAUGUACCGUUUCGUGCUGACCUUCGUCGUCGGUGCCUCGAUCGUGGCUACCCUGAUCGGCCGUGAGCAGAUCCAGCAGACCACCGCCUCCGAGCACAGCAUCAAGGACAAGAUCAACGCUCUGAUCUUCUUGCAGAAGAAGGAGAAGGAGGAGGCUGCGGCUCGCCGUCUUCAGGCACUCGAGGUCGAGGAUUCCGAGUAA